AUGACAUUGAUUCUGGAAUUAAGGAAUCAGAUGCUUGAGAACGUGUCUACAAACACAGUUUCAAAUGGUGAAGGAGGUCAAGGAAGUCCUAGAACUCCUAGAACAGUUGGUCUUAAACCUUUGGGGUACGUACCUAAAUUAGAGUUUCCAAAAUUUGACGGCUCUAAUUGUAGAUUGUGGAUUAAAAAAUGCAGCAAAUAUUUUCAUUUGUGUAAGAUACCUGAUGAACAGAAGGUUGAUUUAGCGUCAUUAUUCAUGAUUGAAAAGGCUGAAAAAUGGGUAGCUAGUUACUUGUCUGUGAGAAAGAAUGUAGACUGGACUGAAUUUGUGGUUGAUUUGUCUGCAAGAUUUAAGGAUGAAACAACAGUUGAUGUUGUUGAACAAUUCAAUAAGUUGCAACAAACUGAUUCUUUAGAAUCUUAUAUAGAUGAAUUUGAGGAUUUAAGUUCUGUAGUUCUUCAACAUCAUCAUUUUCUGCUUGAUGAUUACAUUCUAGAAAGUUUUGUGGGAGGUUUGAAGUCUGGAGUUAAGCCUUUUGUUAAAGCAUUUAAGCCCAAAACUAUUUCAGCUGCAGUAGAGAUUGCUAUAUUACAAGAGGAGACUCUUAAAUCUAUACAAUACAAGCCUUCUAAAUUCACUCCUUUUGGGUCUAAAACACUUUAUCCCUUGUUGCCAAAUCCACCUGUGAAACCUUCUUCUCAACCUAUCAUCUUAAAUCACAAAUGCCAAUUUAAGGAACCUCAAUUGUUUACAGUGGAAAUUGCUAGUAGUACUGGAGGUGCAGAUGGAAUAAGUAAUGAUGAGGAUUAUAGUGACAUUGAUAAUAUAGAACCAGUGAUUUCAGUCAAUGCUUUGUCUGGAAAUCAAAACUUUCAAACCAUGAGAGUUCAAGGCAGGGUUCAUGACAAACCUUUCCACAUUUUAGUAGAUUUAGGUUCUACUCAUAAUUUUCUAGAUCUGAAUUUAGCUAAGAAGUUGGGUUGUGCUAUUGAAUCUAUACCUGCCCAAGCAGUGGCUGUUGCUGAUGGUAAUCAGCUGAAUUGUCAGCAUGUAUGCAAGGAAUUUCAGUGGAGUAUGCAAGGGCAAUCUUUUGUGGCUGAUGUUAUGCUGAUUUCCUUAGGGGGAUGUGAUAUGUUACAAGGUAUGCAUCCUCAAAGAGUAAAGGUAGUUGAGGGAGCACCAUCUUCCAAGCUGAUGAAUACUGCUGUUCAGCUUUAUCCAGUUAAUCUUCCUCCUCACAGGGUUGUGUUUGAUCACACUAUACCUUUGGAAGCUGGUUGCAAACCAGUGAAUAUCAGGCCAUAUAGGUAUCCCCUCAAACAGAGGGAUAUUAUUGAGCAAUUGGUGCAGGACAUGCUGGAUAGAGGAAUUAUACAGAAUAGCUCAAGUCCAUUUGCUUCACCAGUGGUGUUGGUAGGAAAAAAAGAUGGUACUUGGAGACUUUGUGUGGACUACAGGGACUUGAACUCUAAAAUUGUUAAAAAUAAAUUUCCAACCCCAGUGAUUGAUGAGCUUAUAGAUGAGUUAACUGGGGCUACAGUCUUUAGUAAGUUGGAUCUUAGGGCUGGUUAUCAUCAGUUGAGAGUCCAUGAUAGUGAUGUUUAUAAAACAACAUUCAAGACUCACACAGGGCACUAUGAAUUUCUUGUAAUGCCUUUUGGGCUUACAAAUGCUCCUGCAUCUUUCCAAGGGUGGAUGAAUAAGGUGUUCAAACCUUUGCUUAGGAAGUGUGUGUAG
This is a messenger RNA of Beta vulgaris subsp. vulgaris (sugar beet), 1737 nucleotides long. RefSeq lists its product as uncharacterized. Bases 1 to 1737 code for a protein of 578 amino acids. NCBI's taxonomy places the organism in Eukaryota, Viridiplantae, Streptophyta, Magnoliopsida, Caryophyllales, Amaranthaceae. The transcript has 4 exons. The record is from RefSeq and is a predicted model, not a curated record.